This is a messenger RNA of Gopherus evgoodei (Goodes thornscrub tortoise), 2902 nucleotides long. RefSeq names its product family with sequence similarity 227 member B (gene FAM227B). Lineage: Eukaryota; Metazoa; Chordata; Testudines; Testudinidae. Bases 26 to 1585 code for a protein of 519 amino acids. The record is from RefSeq and is a predicted model, not a curated record. The transcript is spliced from 17 exons.
AGAGCUGCUGCUGCUGGAGCAGAAGAUGCAAGGGCCUCCUGGUACUUUUGAAGAAUUCUUACAGUCUCAGAAAUUGGAUGAUUGGCCAAGAUUUCCCUUUCUAGAUGAAGAUCGUCCUUUGGUGGACAAAUUAAGAAAUGACUAUUCACUUGAUGCUAUUUCUAAGUUUCUGUUUGACAAUGCUCCACUACAAAUCAGCCUUGUCUCAGACUUGGAGAAGAGAAUAGAUGGGUGCACAGCUGAACUGAAGAAACAUGCUGAAAAAAUAUUUUCUUUUCAACAAAGGCUAACAGAGGAAGAUGACCAUCGUGUUUCACUACAGCAAACCAAUGAUACUCAACUUACUGAUUCAGAAGAAAUUUCAAUUCAAACAGGCAAGAUGGGGAAAACAAAGAUUGAUAAAUAUAUCACUGAGGAAUCAAGCAGAAAAAAUGUCAAGAAUUAUAGAUACCCAGGUUUCAAGUUAAAACAGCUUACAGAACUACCAAGACAUUUGGAAGCAGCAAAACUUUGGGACUUGGUUAUAAAAGCUCACAAUUUCAAAGGAGAAGUUUUUAAAGUUUGGAGAAAGUUGUUUCUCUCAGAAGCAUCCAUUGCUGUUUUACAGGAUUGUUUUUGGUGGUGGUUUCUUCAAAAGUUUAAGCCUAAUCAAGAAGAUCAAGAUCACUUGUUUGACAGAAUUGCAGACAGCUUUGUAUCACUUUUCCUAUGUGUCCCCAGUGAUACUAAAGAUGCUUUUUUUCAGGUGUAUCCUGAUUGUUUGUCACAAGUCAUCUAUGUUGCUUUCUGUGAAGCAUUUCCAGAAUCCAAUAAAUCUUUUGAUGAUGCAUUUAAAGAUGGACUAGUGGAUUUAAUUUUUCAAUGGGUAUCAGGUCUAAAGCCACAGAAAUUUGCUUGGAAGAAAUGGAAUCUAGAGUGCCUGAAGAAGCCCACAGUAAACAGUAACAAGAAGGAUACAAUUACCAAGGCACCAGUUAAGGAGUCUGGCAAAUCCAAAGCAGUCAUUGACGCUUGUGACCAGAUGGGUUCCAGACCUCUUUUACCUGAAGCACGUGAGCAACACCCAACCUCCCACUCAUCAGUGAGAUUUCAAGUGGGUCUUGAUUUCGAAGAUCUAACUGAAGAUACAAAAAAGAUGUACAUUUCAUCAGCUGAAGAAAUAAAGGAUGACAGUAAAUGUAAAAUGGAUAUGCCAAAAGAGUCCAAAACCAUAAAAGAGUCCUGUUAUAUUGGCUCAGGUCCCGACUUCCAGCAUGUACUCUUCAGAAUUGGUGGUCGAAGUCCUCUGGUCUCAUAUUAUCUUAAGCUGCAUGAAAUCACUGAUGGUGUCUCAAGCUCUUUGACUUACAAGAUGAAGCGUACUGAAAUUUGCAAGCUACCGCCAGUUGCUCCAACUUAUCAAGAAGUUAUUAAAGAGACACGGAGGCUCAGAAGGGAAUUCCGGGAGGAUUAUACUGUAUUAACAGAGAGCACCUCCAAGAAUCCCUCUGAACUAAGGCUGAGCACAGAUAUGUUAAUGCAUGAACUGGAAUUCGCAACAUGGGACAAGAAACCACCCAGUAGUGGAAGAAAAGCAACUUCUUAAAGCAAGCAGGAUCCAAUCCAGCUUUCUGUGAAAUCAAUGGAAAGAUUCCCCUUGCCUUCAUGGGUUUCAAUCCAGUUCUCUAAAUCAACUGCCCAAAUUCACUUGGGAUGCAACCCAGUUUUUAAGUGUUGUAUUGCAGAUACAGUGUUGGCUUUGGAUUGUGGAAUGCCAUUUAAAUAUCUUCAAAUUUAUUCUGAAUCAUUUGAUAAUUCUCUGUGGUCACAUCCUAUGAUUUGCUGUUAUACGUAGUCAUUUUAAAAAUGUAAUAAAAGAUCAUUUUAAAGGAAACGAGUUGUGUGUUACAGCUGAAGCUACUGUGCUUCAAAAUAAUGUGGCCAACAUUUUCAAACUUGGAUGCUAAGAUUAGGCACCUAAUUAAAUCUCUAGGUACCUCACAAGGGGCUCGGUGUUUAGAGGUGCUGAGCACCAGUCGCUCCCACAGAAGUCACUGAAAUUGUUGGUGCUCAACACCUCUGAAAUUCAGGCACCUUAUUUAAGAGUAUCCUCUUGUAAAUAAUACCUCUCUAGCUGUCAGAGGCAAGGCUGACAAAACCUAAUUUAUUAGAACACGUGCCACCAAGAAAUGGAGAAUAGGGGGUAGCAAGAAAAUUAUCCACAGUGGUUUAGGGACUCGAGGUUUUUGAAAGCUGCAAAGGGAUUUAGGAGCCCUAGUCCAAUUGACUUUCAGUGCCUCUAAAUCUCUUAAGUGCUUUUGAAAAUCUCUCCCUUUUUUAUUUGCUCCAUCUGCUUCAAACAACUAACAAGAAAAACAGCCAUUAAUAACAUGAGACAGACAGGUUACAGAAAGUACAAGUCUACUCUCUCUGCAAAAAUAGUUGACCAACUAGUGGCUAAACUUUUCAGUGCUCCAAACCAUAGUCAAUAGGGAUCUCUUUGUAUCUUGGCAGGGAGUAGAUAUUAAAACAUAAAGAUCUAGGCAAAACAGAAAACCUCUGGAUAUGCAGAUUAUUCUCUACACUUUAAACCUUGUGAGGAGGCAAUGCUUGGAAUGUAUUUUUGGAAAGGUUUUUAAAGUUACAUGUCAGCUGUAUAUCACUGUAAGUAAAGACAAUAUAUUUUAUGCAGUUGCUGAUCCAUGAUCUUAAAUAUGUUAGUUAAAAUUUUCAAGAGUGCCUAGAGAUUUUUAGGUGCCUUAGUUUUUGAGUAACCAAUUUAAGACAGUUUAAAGGGACCUUACACAGGGCGGAUGCUCAGUGUUUUCUGAAAAUUUGGCCACUUCAAGAUGUAUCAAGUUUGGCACCCAAAAACUGUGGCACCCAAAAUCAUUGGUCAGCUUUGAAAAUCUUGGCCAUAAAA